Sturnus vulgaris (Common starling) is the source of this 7917-nucleotide messenger RNA. It is a transcript of the gene ATP2A3, whose product is annotated as ATPase sarcoplasmic/endoplasmic reticulum Ca2+ transporting 3. Gene Ontology annotation, molecular function: P-type calcium transporter activity; ATP binding; ATP hydrolysis activity. NCBI's taxonomy places the organism in Eukaryota, Metazoa, Chordata, Aves, Passeriformes, Sturnidae. The record is from RefSeq and is a predicted model, not a curated record. Gene Ontology annotation, cellular component: membrane. Gene Ontology annotation, biological process: calcium ion transport.
GGAGAGGUGCCGAGGCAUCGCCGUGCGAACGGCGCCCCGUGUGCCUCCUGCGCCCCCGGCCAGCAGCCCCGGGCCGGGGCAUGGAGGCGGCGCACAGCAUCCCCGUGCUCGACGUGCUCCGCCGCUUCGGGGUCAGCGAGAGCUGCGGGCUCAGCCCCGAGCAGGUCCGCCGCAACCGGGACAAGUACGGCCCCAAUGAGCUCCCUGCAGAAGAAGGAAAGUCCCUCUGGGAGCUGGUGCUGGAGCAGUUUGAAGAUCUCCUCGUCCGCAUCCUUUUGAUGGCAGCUUUUCUGUCCUUUAUCCUGGCCUGGUUUGAAGAAGGAGAGGAGACCACGACAGCUUUUGUGGAGCCCGUUGUCAUUAUAAUGAUCUUGAUUGCCAAUGCUGUGGUGGGUGUGUGGCAGGAGAGAAAUGCUGAGAGUGCCAUCGAGGCCCUGAAGGAGUACGAGCCGGAGAUGGGGAAGGUGAUCCGAGCCGACCGCAGCGGGGUGCAGCGCAUCCGCGCCCGCGACAUCGUCCCCGGGGACAUCGUCGAGGUGGCAGUUGGUGACAAGGUGCCAGCAGACAUCCGGAUCAUCGAAAUCCGCUCCACCACCCUGCGGGUCGACCAGUCCAUCCUCACAGGGGAGUCUGUGUCGGUGAUCAAACAUGCUGACCCCAUCCCUGAUCCCCGGGCUGUCAACCAGGACAAGAAGAACAUGCUUUUCUCUGGCACCAACAUUGCAGCCGGCAAGGCCGUGGGGAUCGUCAUUGCGACGGGGGUGUUCACCGAGAUCGGGAAGAUCCGCAACCAGAUGGUGGAGACGGAGCCUGAGAAGACGCCGCUGCAGCAGAAGCUGGACGAGUUCAGCCAGCAGCUGUCCAAAGUCAUCUUCCUGGUGUGCAUCGCCGUGUGGCUCAUCAACAUCAGCCACUUCAGCGACCCCGUGCACGGCGGCUCCUGGUUCCGGGGGGCCAUUUACUAUUUCAAGAUCUCGGUGGCGCUGGCGGUGGCCGCCAUCCCCGAGGGCUUGCCGGCCGUCAUCACCACGUGCCUGGCGCUGGGCACUCGCCGCAUGGCCAGGAAGAACGCCAUCGUCAGGAGCCUGCCCUCGGUGGAGACGCUGGGCUGCACCUCGGUCAUCUGCUCCGACAAGACCGGCACCCUCACCACCAACCAGAUGUCCGUGUGCCGGAUGUUCAUCAUGGAGAAGGUGGAGGACACUCAGUGCAGCCUGCACGAGUUCAGCAUCACUGGCUCCACCUAUGCCCCCGAGGGACAGAUCCUGAAGGACGAGCAGCCGGUGCAGUGCGGGCAGUACGACGGGCUGGUGGAGCUGGCCACCAUCUGUGCCCUCUGCAAUGACUCCUCGCUGGACUACAAUGAGUCCAAAAAAGUCUAUGAGAAGGUGGGGGAAGCCACUGAAACAGCCCUGACGUGCCUGGUGGAGAAGAUGAACGUUUUCAACACAGAUCUCAGCAAACUCUCCAAGGUGGAGAGAGCCAAUGCCUGCAAUUCAGUGAUCAAGCAGCUGAUGAGGAAGGAAUGCACCCUCGAGUUCUCCCGGGACCGCAAGUCCAUGUCUGUGUACUGCACUCCCACCGGGGCUGGCAACAACUCUGCUGGCAGCAAGAUGUUUGUCAAGGGUGCCCCGGAAAGCGUCAUCGAGCGCUGCACCCACGUCCGUGUGGGCACUGCCAAGGUGCCACUGACAGCCCCGGUGAGGGACAAGAUCCUGGGCAGGAUCCGGGACUGGGGCAUGGGCAUUGACACCCUGCGCUGCCUGGCCCUGGCCACCCACGACUCGCCUGCCCGCAGGGACACCAUGCAGCUGCACGACUCGGCCGCCUUCGUCCACUACGAGAACAACCUGACCUUUGUGGGCUGUGUGGGGAUGCUGGACCCUCCCCGCAAAGAGGUCACGUCCUCCAUCGAGAUGUGCCGCAAGGCCGGCAUCCGCGUCAUCAUGAUCACGGGUGACAACAAGGGCACGGCCGUGGCCAUCUGCCGCCGCAUCGGCAUCUUCUCAGAGAGCGAGGACGUGUCUGGCAAGGCCUACACGGGCCGGGAGUUCGAUGAGCUGUCCCCCGAGGAGCAGCGCCAGGCGUGCCGGGACGCUCGCUGCUUCGCCCGCGUCGAGCCGGCGCACAAGUCCCGCAUCGUCGAGUACCUGCAGUCCUUCAAUGAGAUCACGGCCAUGACAGGUGACGGUGUCAAUGACGCUCCGGCGCUGAAGAAGGCAGAGAUCGGCAUCGCCAUGGGGUCGGGCACGGCUGUUGCCAAGUCAGCUGCUGAGAUGGUGCUCUCUGAUGACAACUUCUCCACCAUCGUGUCGGCCGUGGAGGAGGGCAGAGCCAUCUACAACAACAUGAAGCAGUUCAUCCGCUAUCUCAUCUCCUCCAACGUCGGGGAGGUCGUUUGUAUCUUCCUGACAGCCAUCCUGGGCUUGCCCGAGGCUCUAAUCCCUGUGCAGCUGCUGUGGGUGAACCUGGUGACCGAUGGGCUGCCGGCCACCGCGCUGGGCUUCAACCCCCCCGACCUGGACAUCAUGGACAAGCAGCCCCGCAACCCCAAGGAGCCCCUCAUCAGUGGCUGGCUCUUAUUCCGCUACCUGGCUGUUGGAGUGUACGUGGGCCUGGCCACCGUGGGCGCAGCGACCUGGUGGUUCCUGUACGACGCCGAGGGACCGCAGGUCUCCUUCCAUCAGCUGAGGAACUUCAUGAGGUGUACUGAGGACAACCCCAUCUUCGAAGGAAUUGACUGUGAGAUCUUCGAGUCGCGAUACCCCACGACGAUGGCUCUGUCUGUGCUGGUGACAAUCGAAAUGUGCAAUGCUCUCAACAGUGUCUCUGAGAACCAGUCCCUGCUGCGGAUGCCACCGUGGCUCAACAUCUGGCUGCUGGGGGCCAUCAUCAUGUCCAUGGCUCUGCACUUCCUCAUCCUCUAUGUCAAGCCCAUGCCUCUCAUCUUCCAGGUGACCCCCCUGAGCUGGCCACAGUGGGUGGUUGUGAUGAAGAUCUCCCUGCCCGUGAUCCUGCUGGAUGAAGGACUCAAGUACCUUUCCCGCAACCACCUGGAUGGCAUUCUCAGGACAGUAAGACCCAAGUGGAGUGGAGAGCACGAGUUGAAUACCUGCAAGACUCCAGAGCAAGGGAGAAGAGGACAAGAAAUGAACGACACGAGGGCGACACUCCGAGCUAGAGGAUCCCUAACUUGUAACUCGGACUGAAGUCUUGCAUGCUGAGCACCGCCAAAGCCAGCAGGACAUGCAUGUGUCCGACUACCAGACAAAUGCGGGUGAAUCGUCGACAAGAAAAAAAAUACUGAUUUUGUUCUGUUCUGUAGCUUUCUUUUUCCUGUACAUAUGAGUGCAAUUACUGGACAGCUGGCGCAGAGUUUGGGGAUGGAGCUGUGUGGAUCUGAAUCAUUGUACCGUGGUUCCUUGGGAUUUGUUCUUGCCAAAUUUGAGACUCUCUUUCCGAUUUUUACCCUGGCUGAGUGAGCACAAGCAAGGUGGCCUUCAUGAGAGAUUAAGGCAGGAAGUUGGGAUUUGAGGCCACGUCCUGCAGUGGGAUGGGAUGCACAAGGCAGGAAGGGCUAGGAAGGGCUUGGCAGUGAGUGAGGGCAGGGAGAGAGGAGAGGGGGCUGUGUGUUUGGGUUGUUGAGCCUUGAUGAUGUCCACAGUGUUGCUGCUGCUGUGCUCUGCUCCAGUGGCUGCAGCAGCUGGGCAUAGCUUUAAAGUGUGCCCAACAUUGGUGUGAAUCUUAUGGAUGUGUGUUUAUACAUCAAGGUCAGGUGCAUGUGGUAGAAGGUGAAGUUCUCCCUAUUUAUCACUGUUUGAUCCCUGCAUUAUGGAAAGCCCAGCACCUUCUCAGGCUCAUCCAGCACCAAAGCACAAUGAAGUCUUGUCUGUUCUCCAGCUGGCAUCUUGCUAGAUCCCAUCUGCACUAUAUAAGGCAGUCCUCCUUGUAGGGGCAGCCAUGUAAAGGAAAGCAAGGGGAUGCCCACCUUGCAUCCCUCAUGUCCACCACUCCUUCCAGGUCACACUUUGUUUCCUCAGUGAACUUUUAACUCUUUCCCUAGCAGGUGUAGAGCUGAAGUGUUCAGGAGCACAUCCAUGACUUCAUGUGCUCUGCUCUGGAGAACAUCACUGACUUGCACAGGGCAUCCUUGCCAAGGGAUCAAGAUGGGAAUGAAUGUAUGCUUGUACAUAACGUGGUCUUUCUCCAUGAGUGGUGUUUGUUGUGGCAUCCCUUUUUGUAAGGCACCAGCUUUAUCUUGCCCUCUGGGGAUUUUUACCCAGAAGGAGUGAGACAGUCUUCAGUGAGGGUUUGUAGAUCAGGAGUGGAUUUUGGGAUCCAUUAAAUUUAUCUCUUUCCAUUGAGCUGUGUCAGCUGAGAAGCUGAUAGUGGUUGGUUUCUUCUCCAGCUCUCCAAAUCCUCCCUCCUGUUUUCCUCACAGUCCUCUAGGAUCCAUCCUGAUGAUAUUUAGUUAGCCAGAGCCUGUAUCUUUCCUUUCUCUUACAUUCCAGCAACAGCACUAGAGCCAGGGUCUGGGAUAGCAUUUGCUCCUUUGCUGUUGGGUUUUCUCUUCUACUUUUUGCCUCUUAAAAGCUUCCAGUGUUUUUCUGUAUCAUCUGGGCAAGAGUAUCUCUCCUUCCAUACAAUAGGUGCCAAAUAUCAUGCUUCCUUUCUUUUCUCCAUCACCAGCAUUGAAGAUGAGCAGAGCCCCCAGACCAAUGGGAAUGUACAGAAUUGUUAUACUACUGAGCUGAUUUAUUGUACAGAAAACCUUGCAUGAAAUGUUGUUACUGUAUUUAAUAUAUAAUGUAUUCAAGGAAUUUUAAUAUGGAGCUCUUUAAAAAGAUCUUUAUAGAUACUCUGUGGUUAGAAGAUUGUUGCUGAUUUUUUUAAAUCUUAUUAUACUUGGUCUUGAAGAAGUUUUAUUUUUCAAAUGUGUUCUGUCUAAAUGAUUUAAUCAGUUGAUCCCACGGGAUAACUAAUUCCUCUUCAAAGAUUUUCACCAUGGAUGAGGCCCACCCUGGUGUAGAGGACCAGGACAUGACCCAGGUACUGUAUAAGCCUUUCAAAAUAAGGCUUCAGUAAGACCAACGCUGUAGACAUGUGAUUUGCCCUUCCUCAAAAGGGUGGAUUUCACCUUAUUUUAGUACAGGUCACAGAACUAAAGAAUUGUUGAAGUUGGGAAAGACAUCCAAGAUGAUUGAGUCCAUCUCCAUUGCUCUGUGCAGAAAACAACCAGUAGGAAUUUAGUCCAGUUCCAGCUCAGUGUAAUCGGAGGAAGCAGCUUCUUUGUUUCUAUGAGGCUUAAAGCCAGUCUGGGAGAAGCUGGGCUGGGUUCAGAGUAUCCCAGCCCUGUUUGGAGGGUCCAGCAGGGCCUUCAGCUGCCCAAUGGCAUCUCCCUGGCACCUGGUGGCCUUAGUCCCUUGUGCCUACAGGAACCUGCUUGGUCCAUCCACCACCUGAGUUACACUGUUUUCCCCUGGACUCAAUGUCUGGUGGAGGAUUAUUAAUUUAACCCAAAUAUGUGUGGUGUGGAGAAGUUUCUUGUGUAAAAGCCCAGGCAGUGUCAGUCUGUCCAUGCAAUCAUUGGGUCACAAUUGUGAGUUACCAAACCCUGAUCCAUCCUAGGCAAGAAACCAGAGCUGUGUCCCAGCUUGUUCUUUCCAGCAGCAGCAAAUUGCAUUUUAUUUCUAUUGUGAGCCUUCAGAUCUAUCUAGAAAAUAGCCCAGGUAAUCUGCACUAGAGCUGCCUGGAGCAGGUGGCCCCCUUGCUAGGAGGGACCAUUUUGACACGUUCCCAUUUCUCCUUUUGCAUGCUUGACCACAUAUCUUGUCUCUCCUGCCAUCCUUUAAUUACUUGGAGUACAGGUUUCACUCCAUCCUUUUGAUUACGGGGGCUUAUACUUCAAACAUCUUAAUGAGGUAGAAAAAUAUCCAUAGAUGUAAGUAUUUUUACCUUUAUUCUUCAGUGAAAGGUCAGGAUAAAUAACAGAGUAGUUAUUUAUUGCACGUGUGCCAGCAGCAGCAUGCUGGGAGCUUUUACAGGCUGGAACAUGUUCUUAUGUAAACUUGGAGAUCCCAGAGCCAAGACCAUCACUUUGGGAUAGGCUCUUGUGUCUUACCAAGACAUGUGACUGUGCAAUACAAGGGAGAUGGACACUGGGUGGAUGUUUUGUCCUAAAGCUUUUUUUUAAAAAGCAGCUUAGGGGCAAACCUCUGGGAUCCUUGCUUUUCUUGGCAACAGAGGUUAGGAAUUAUUUCCUUUUUAGUUUUAUUUUGAUGGUGCUGCCUGGCAUAUUCUAAGUCUAUAAAUAAAACUCAGGUCUUUCCAGCAAGACCUUAGCAUUGGUGGGCUGCUGUGACAGAUCCUCCACAAGAUGCAGGGCGUAGGACGUGCUGGAUGGCAGCAUGGGAUUAUCCAUGAGCACUUUAUACUCCUUCCUCAGGGGCCAAACACCAUGCUGGGGUACAGCCAAGGUGGGAGGGGAAGCUCCUGUGUUCCUGGGGUAAACACCAGUGGGAUCAGCUGUGGAAAGUCCUUGUACUGUUUUGGGAUAUUGUGUCAUUGUGACCAGUUGCUGGCUGAGCUCUUCCCCCUGUGGUGUGUGAUCCCAUGGGGAGGCAGGUUGGAAAAAGAAAAAGAGCAGAGUGCUGCAUCCUGCGUUUUAUUUGUGUUGUGUGGCACAGGUCUGGAUGAGGUUUGUGUUUGUGUGUUUGGGGUUUUGGCACUGUGAACAUUCUGUGUGUGUGUGUUUCUGGUGAUGCUCUGCUCAGCCAAGGCUGGAUGGCUCCACCAGGCACUGGAGAAGGCAGGAGGGCAGGAGGAGGGACAGGCUCUAUGGAGGGGCUGGGGGACUUCACUCUGUAGGAGCAUCAAAUCUGGAGUUGAGUGGGAGUUUCUGCUCACGGUGUGGAAGGCAGAAGGAGGAACAGGAGGAAAAGUCAGCAUUAAUUUUUGGACCUUCUUUUGUACAUCAGGUUGAUAAUACUGCUUUCCAGUCAGGGUUCUGCUCCAGCAAAACUCAUUGAAUAAUGGUUUGAGCUGUGCAGGGGUCCUAGCUGGGAGAUGUUCACGAGGCUCAGUGACCUUGGCAUUUCAUCACUCCUGAAACUCAAACACACCAGAGUCCCCACUACCAACUCCUAAAACUUACUGUGAUUUUUGGACCAUACCUGGCAUGGCCAUCACUUUGUAUAAAUGAUGCCAGAGAUUCAGUCCCAUCUGGGCUCUUUCUCCUCCCACUUCUGCAGUGGCAUUUUCUGUCAGGGGAGACAGCCUGACACUCAGGUUUUUGGUACCAACCAAGGAGAGGGCUUUGCCCCAUGCAGAUCUUGUGUGGCACAGCUGGGGUUAGGAUUUGCAGGGCUGCAGUGAAGAGGAGACACAGGGUAAACUCUGCUCCCUGGACCUGUUCUUGUGGUGCCAUUCAGCUUUUGGUGUGAGUGGGGCAUUAAAUGAGCCAAAAUCUGUGUGUGCCUGGAGUGAUGGGCAUUUGGGACCAAGAGGAGGGCGACCACUGAACUGCCAGUGGUACCCUCAGUGGCUUCAGCCUGGGAAUAUGCUGAUUUUUUUUAUAUGAGAUGCCUGAACAGCAAAAUAUAGAAAUCUCUGAGAUUGUGCUUCAUAGCAAAUGGUAAAUUGUUAUAUCUUGGGGGGUGGGAUGGUUGUUAUCUGAGGGGUAGAACUGAAAGAAAUGAGGUUUCCUAUUUUAUUAUAUGAGAGAUAUUUUUCCACUAAAUUACCACUUCCUAAACCGUGUCCUUUGUCUGACUGUAAAUAGCCAGGUGUGCCGGGAAGACGUGGGAAGGCUCCUUGUGGUCACAUCCAUACAAUCCACUCUGUUCACACAAUAUUGGGCUGAUUUGUUUUAUACUUAGAAAAUUACAGAAAUAAAAGCAAUUUUACUGGAUGACUCUG